Molecule: messenger RNA, 1240 nt
Organism: Capsella rubella
Lineage: Eukaryota; Viridiplantae; Streptophyta; Magnoliopsida; Brassicales; Brassicaceae
Product: putative F-box/LRR-repeat protein 23
Exons: 3
Coding region: 1-834 (277 amino acids)
Molecular function (GO): protein binding
Source: RefSeq, a predicted model, not a curated record
AUGGCUUCCGCCUCUUCAGCGUCGUUAACUCCCGUGCCUUCGCUGAUGAUUAAAGACGAGAAGUGGAGAAACUGGGCGGACCUUCCGCCGAAGUUGACUUCAUCGAUUCUGGUUCGUCUUGGAGCGAUUGAGAUACUUGAAAACGCUCAAAAAGUGUGCAAAUCGUGGCAUCGCGUCUGUAAAGACCCUUCGAUGUGGCGUAAGAUUGACAUAGACAACCGUGAUGACAGGGCUUUCUUCAAGUACGACCUCGAGGGCAUGUGCCGUCACGCCGUUGAUCGCAGCCAAGGCGGGUUGGUUGAGAUCGAGAUUUGGUACUACGGUACUAAUGAUCUCAUCAAGUACAUCACUGAUAGGUCAAGUAAUCUGAGAAGCCUUGGACUUGUAAGGUGCAUGCCGUUAACAGAUGAGGGAGUUGCUAAAGCAGUUUCGAAAGUUCCAUUGCUUGAAGAGCUCGAGGUUUCAUACUGCUUAUUUACAGGAGAGUCUCUGAGAUUUAUAGGCCAGUCUUGCCCGAAUCUGAAGACAUUGAAGCUAAAACGCAACCCUGAAAUCAUGUUUUCAAAUUGUGGGUUUGAUGAUAAUGCCAAAGCAAUCGCAGAAAGCAUGCCUCAACUACGCCACCUCCAGCUUCUAGGGAACGGUCUAACCAACAAGGGCUUGAACGCCAUCUUUGAUGGUUGUCCUCACCUGGAACACCUUGAUUUACGCGAGUGUUACAACAUCAACCUUGUUGGUGAUCUCAUGAAGCGAUGUUCUGAGAGGAUCAAAGAUUUGAGACUCCCUAAUGACUCAACGGAUAAUGAUUCAGAUGAUGGCUUCUACUGCUAUUAAGGCGGCAACAACAUUUGUAGGCCGACUACAUCCUUAUCGAGUAAUAUUUUCUAAUUUUUGUUGUGACUAAUGAACAAGUUCAAAUGCUUUUGUUCUCUAUCUUGGUACUAGUGUUCCACUGUUCUUUAUUUCCUUUGAACUUUUGAAGUUGUUGUGAGAGACGUGUUGUAAAGUCGCUAGAGAACGAUGUUAUGGAGUUCUUUUUUCAGUUGGUGCGUUAAUUAUCUGUUUUAAGCUUGAUAAGCUCAGUUUUAAGGAGCAUCACAAAUUUUUGGCUAGCUGCUUUUAGACUCCCGAGGGAAUGUAUCCAAGAAAUUGACAAGCUGUGCUCUGCUUUUUUGUGGUCUGGGCCAGAAUUAAAUCCAAGGAAAGCAAAGGUGGCUUGGGAGGAGAUUUGUAAGCCAAA